UAAGGUUAGAGGCAUCCGUAAAGUGCUGACCUCUGUCCGAGGAAUUCGGAAAUAGAUAACAGCUUAUCCCUCUCAACGGAUAACACCUGUCGUGCCUUUGCAAUAAAGUAGUACGCGAAUACGAGGCGUACAUCGAGUAAGUGUUGAUAAAUUUCGUGCAUUCUAUUACGGGUGGGUCGAGUGAAUAGGAGUGAAAAAUAUUCAUGUAUCGCCGGUGACAAUAGUCCCAAGUAUCGUAAACAGUAACAGUAUUCAAAGUUCUUCCUUUUAAGUGCAUCUUGUUCACCGUGUGGACUUUAUUUUGUUGAAUUGUCCCCACGAGAAAAUCGAAUGACAGAAGACGCACGAAAAGCUGAUCCUAACCUCCAGGAGGGCCAAGCGGCUCCACCGCGUAAGAUUCGUCAUCGGAAAGCAAAAGAGAGGACAGCGUCGGUGCCAGGAGCUACCGGAAGGAAGGAUCUUGGUAGUGAAGAACCCGGAAGUAGAGGAGCGACGUAAAUAUUGGAGGAAGACAAGGUGUACCGAAGGAACUAAAACUUCGCAGUUUCAAGAAUCCUACCACUGGGUAUGCUACGGGGUCUUCUGGAUGCAGUCUUCGGCUACUGCAUUUUCUGUGCCCUGAUCAUCCCUGCUGCUGGAAUUCUCUUGUGCGCUUGGACCAGGACAUUCCUUCUCGAAGCUUUGUCCCCUGGAGGGAGGUUAUUGUUUGUGAUUUUUGUAGGGGUGCGCGAUCUUAUUGCUCGAGCUCCUUAUCCUUGGGGUAACACCUACCGCGAGGACAGACAGCAAUCAGAUCAACUAAGUCCGGCACGCGAAGUUCGUGAAAAAGAGAAGAAACUCGAGGCCGAGAUGUCCGAGGGUGAUCUGGAAUCCGGGACUCCGGUGAGUUUCGUCGUAGGCGAUCCGGAUCCCAGUGAGGAACUUGAAACAGAGGAUAGCUUUCCCAGUGAUGGAAAUGAUGGAAGUCUACAACAGCCUAUCAUACCUGGACUCGCUGAGCGCCGCAAGCGUCUCAGGCCCAGCAUGUCGCAGGGCACGGUGAUGAUUCAAACGCAGAGCCGCCAGCAAGAGAAGGAUUUCACUAUUGCGACACCUGAAGAAUUCGUGCGUCGUUUUGGAGGUACCAGAGUCAUCAAUAAGGUAUUGAUUGCCAACAACGGAAUUGCUGCUGUAAAAUGUAUGAGAUCAGUUCGUCGUUGGUCCUACGAGAUGUUCAAAAACGAACGCGCCAUUCGUUUUGUCGUGAUGGUCACCCCGGAGGACCUGAAGGCUAAUGCGGAGUACAUAAAAAUGGCUGACCAAUAUGUACCUGUACCUGGAGGAACGAAUAAUAAUAAUUAUGCUAAUGUGGAACUGAUCAUAGACAUUGCAAUUCGAACUCAGGUACAUGCCGUAUGGGCUGGUUGGGGUCAUGCUUCAGAAAAUCCUAAGCUACCUGAACUGCUGCACAAAAAUAAUAUUAUUUUUAUCGGACCGUCUGAAAGAGCUAUGUGGGCUCUUGGUGAUAAAAUUGCAUCGAGUAUAGUCGCUCAAACCGCUGAAGUACCUACAUUGCCAUGGUCUGGUUCUGAACUGAAAGCUCAUUAUAGCGGAAAGAAAAUUAAAAUAUCGUCGGAACUUUUCAAGAAAGGAUGCAUAUCCACCGUGGAGGAAUGUCUGGCUGCGGCGAAUAAAAUUGGAUUUCCCAUUAUGGUGAAAGCCAGUGAGGGUGGUGGUGGUAAAGGAAUUCGAAAGGUUGAAAAUGCCGAGGAGCUUCCUGCGUUAUUCAGACAAGUGCAAACGGAAAUUCCUGGUUCUCCUAUUUUCAUCAUGAAACUUGCUAAGUGCGCUCGUCACUUGGAAGUGCAAUUACUUGCCGAUAAUUAUGGAAAUGCUAUUUCUCUAUUUGGUCGUGAUUGUUCUAUUCAGAGGAGACAUCAGAAAAUUAUUGAGGAGGCACCGGCUGUUAUUGCGAAACCGGAAGUCUUUGAGGAGAUGGAGAAGGCAGCUGUUAGGUUAGCUAAGAUGGUGGGAUACGUAAGCGCUGGCACCGUCGAAUAUCUUUACGAUACUUCUGGCAGUUAUUAUUUCCUGGAGUUGAACCCUCGUCUUCAAGUGGAGCAUCCCUGUACAGAAAUGGUGUCUGACGUUAAUCUACCUGCGGCACAGCUUCAAGUAGCCAUGGGUCUACCGCUUCAUUAUAUCAAAGAUAUUCGUCUUCUUUAUGGCGAGAGUCCAUGGGGAGAUAACUCAAUUGAUUUCGAUCAGCCGCGGCAUAAACCUCAACCAUGGGGCCAUGUUAUCGCCGCCCGUAUUACUAGUGAAAAUCCUGACGAAGGGUUUAAGCCAAGUUCUGGAACAGUACAGGAGCUAAAUUUCCGUUCAUCAAAAAACGUAUGGGGUUACUUCUCCGUAGGAGCUUCUGGGGGUCUUCACGAGUUCGCUGACUCGCAGUUUGGUCAUUGUUUCUCAUGGGGAGAGGAUCGUCAUCAGGCUCGUGAAAAUCUUGUUAUCGCUCUCAAAGAAUUGAGUAUCCGUGGUGACUUUAGGACCACGGUCGAGUAUCUAAUUACUCUCUUGGAAACAGAAGCUUUCCAAACAAAUAAUAUUGACACCGCUUGGCUCGAUCUUCUCAUAUCAGAAAGGGUUCGAAGUGAGAAACCAGAUGUUUUACUAGCUGUUACCUGCGGUGCUCUACAUAUUGCUGAUAGAACUAUCAAUGCCGCCUUUUCUGGCUUCCAAGCGGCACUCGAAAGGGGUCAGAUACAAGCUAGUAAUGAUUUAGACAAUGUGGUUGAUGUGGAGUUAAUCAAUGAUGGAUAUAAGUACAAAGUACAAGUUGCCAAGUCCGGUCCGAAUACAUAUUUUCUUGUGAUGAAUGGUUCCUAUAAAGAAGUUGAAGUUCAUAGUCUAUCCGAUGGUGGUUUAUUGCUGUCUUUAGAUGGUGCCAGUUUUACAACGUACAUGAGAGAAGAAGUGGACCGUUACCGUAUUGUGAUCGGAAACCAAACGUGCAUCUUUGAAAAGGAUAAUGAUCCUUCUUUAUUGAGAUCUCCGUCUGCUGGAAAGCUCAUAAAUUUCAUGGUCGAGGAUGGCGGUCAUGUUGAAGCUGGGCAAGCCUAUGCCGAAAUUGAAGUUAUGAAAAUGGUGAUGACUGUUACAGCCGGUGAAGCUGGUAGUAUAUUUUACGUGAAGAGACCUGGUGCUGUCCUUGAUGCUGGUGUGCUAAUUGCUCACUUGGAAUUGGACGAUCCGUCUUUGGUAACGAAAGCACAAGAAUAUACAGGUCAAUUCCCAGUACCAGUUGUACCGGCUAUACCAGAAAAGUUAAAUCAUCUUCAUGCAAAAUACAGAACUGCCUUGGAGAAUACUCUCGCCGGCUACUGUUUGCCUGAUCCUUAUCAUUUACCAAGAUUACGUGAACUCAUUGAGAAGUUCAUGUAUUCUCUCCGCGAUCCGAGCCUACCUUUACUGGAACUUCAAGAAGUCAUUGCAACUAUUUCCGGAAGAAUACCCAUUUCCGUAGAGAAGAAAAUCAGGAAACUGAUGACUCUCUAUGAGAGGAACAUCACAUCUGUACUUGCGCAAUUUCCGAGCCAGCAAAUUGCUGCCGUAAUCGAUGGACAUGCAGCAACACUUUCAAAGAGAACGGAAAGGGACGUGUUCUUCCUUACGACUCAGGCGAUUGUUCAGCUAGUGCAAAGAUAUCGUAAUGGUAUACGUGGUAGAAUGAAAACAGCCGUACAUGAACUUCUUCGACAAUAUUACACCGUAGAAAGUCAAUUCCAACAGGGUCAUUAUGAUAAAUGUGUGUCAGCAUUGAUAGAACAGUUCAAGGAUGACAUGGCGAUGGUAACUGCGACAAUUUUCAGCCAUAACCAUGUGACAAAGAAAAAUGUCUUAGUUACUAUGCUUAUAGAUCAUCUAUGGGCAAAUGAACCAGGUCUCACUGAUGAGUUAGCCAGCACCUUGACUGAAUUAACUAGUCUCAAUCGUACAGAACACAGCCGUGUCGCCCUAAGAGCUAGACAAGUCUUGAUUGCUGCUCAUCAACCAGCUUACGAACUGAGACACAAUCAGAUGGAAUCUAUUUUCUUGUCUGCUGUGGAUAUGUACGGUCACGAUUUCCAUCCUGAAAAUCUUCAGAAACUCAUUUUGUCGGAGACGUCCAUCUUUGACAUACUUCAUGACUUCUUCUAUCAUUCUAAUCGUGCUGUUUGCAAUGCAGCUCUUGAGGUAUAUGUACGCAGGGCAUAUAUCAGUUAUGAAUUGACCUGUCUACAACACUUGGAAUUGUCCGGUGAAAUUCCUUUGGUGCACUUCCAAUUUUUGUUGCCAACCAAUCAUCCCAAUAGGCAGAAUCAAUCCUUGAUAAAUCAUAGAACCGGAGCAAUGGCUGCUUUCGAAGAUCUUGAACAGUUUAGUCAGUAUUCUGAUGAAGUUCUUGAUUUAUUGGAGGAUCUCUCAUCACCUAAUUCGGUAUCAGCAAAAGUGUUGGAGGCUGUUGAAGCGGCUGGCAGCGAAUCACGGCAUAGCACAUCCAUCAAUGUUUCAUUGAGUACUGGCGUUGAGACUGGACCAGUUGAAGUUGGAGAUAGACCAGUGGAGCCUGUACAUAUACUCAGCAUUGCCGUGAAGGAUAGUGGCAAUGUGGAUGACGCUACAAUGGCUAGAGAAUUUGGUGACUGGUGUGCUACUAAUAAAGAUGAACUUAUUGCACGUGGUAUACGAAGAGUGACAUUUGCUGCCCUUAAAAAGAGACAAUUCCCAAAAUUCUUCACAUUCCGUCAAAGAGAUGGAUUCGUUGAAGAUAAGAUAUACCGUCAUUUAGAACCCGGUUGUGCGUUCCAAUUGGAACUUAAUAGAAUGAGAACAUACGAUUUAGAAGCUUUACCUACAUCCAAUCAAAAGAUGCACCUUUACUUGGGAAAAGCCAAGGUUGCCAAAGGACAGCAGGUUACAGACUACCGAUUCUUUAUACGUUCGAUCAUUCGCCAUUCGGAUCUUAUUACGAAAGAGGCAAGCUUUGAUUACUUGCACAAUGAAGGUGAACGUGUUUUACUCGAAGCUAUGGAUGAACUCGAGGUGGCCUUUUCUCAUCCACUUGCCAAGCGCACUGACUGCAAUCAUAUUUUUUUAAACUUCGCACCCACCGUUAUCAUGGACCCUGCUAGAAUUGAAGAGAGCGUAACCAGCAUGGUUCUCAGAUAUGGCCCACGACUGUGGAAACUACGAGUUCGUCAGGCUGAAAUAAAAAUGACAAUUAGACCAGCCCCUGGAAAACCUACAUCUUAUGUACGACUUUGCAUUGCCAAUGACAGUGGUUACAGCAUCGAUUUACAUCUGUAUACUGAAGCCACUGAUCCAAAAACGGGUGUGAUUCGUUUCGAAUCUUAUGGUUCUUCUGCCUCAAGUCCAUUGGGUUACAGACCUGGUCCUAUGCAUGGUUUACCAAUUUCUACACCAUACCUCACAAAGGAUUAUCUACAAGCUAAAAGAUUCCAGGCUCAGAGCGCUGGAAGUACGUAUGUCUACGACUUGCCUGACAUGUUCCGGCAGCAGAUUGAGAAAGCUUGGGUUAAGUACAUAGAAGAACGACCUCAGUCUGAAAAUAUAAAGGUACCUAGUCCAGUGAUGGAUUGCGUUGAGUUAGUAUUGGACGGUGACAAUCUUGUGGAGCAAAAGCGUCUCCCUGGUGAGAACGACGUUGGUAUGGUAGCUUGGAAAUUCAGCAUCUACACACCAGAAUAUCCAACCGGAAGGGAUAUAAUUUUAAUUGCCAAUGACUUGACACAUCUCGUUGGUUCAUUUGGUCCAAGAGAAGAUCUUGUAUUCUAUAAGGCUUCUGAACGAUCAAGGCAGCUUGGUAUCCCACGAGUUUACUUUUCAGCAAAUUCUGGAGCUCGUAUUGGUAUGGCUGAAGAGGUCAAAGCUGUGUUCCGCAUUGCAUGGGAAGAUGAUAACGAACCAGAAAAAGGCUUCCGAUAUAUUUAUCUAACACCCGACGACUAUGCUCGAUUGGCACCACUCAACUCUAUAAAGGCUUCUUUGAUUGAAGAACCGAAUGGCGAAUCACGUUAUAAAAUUACAGAUAUCAUUGGCAAGGAUGAUGGACUUGGUGUUGAAAAUCUCAAGUUCGCUGGUAUGAUAGCUGGUGAAACAUCUAGGGCAUACCAACAGGUAGUUACGAUAUCGAUAGUGUCAUGUCGUGCAAUUGGUAUCGGUUCAUACCUGGUACGUCUGGGCCAGAGACUUAUUCAAAUUGAAAAUUCACAUAUAGUUCUGACUGGUUACAAAGCGUUGAACUCUGUUUUGGGUCGUGAAGUAUACGCCAGUAAUAACCAAUUGGGUGGAACACAGAUCAUGUAUAACAAUGGUGUCACUCAUGCCACGGAUCCAAGAGAUCCGGAUGGUGUGGCGACUGCACUAAGAUGGCUUAGCUAUGUUCCUAAAGUUAAAGGCGCAUCACUUCCUAUCCUUCCUGCACCACAUCCCGAUCCAAUUGACAGGGAAAUUGGCUUUCUGCCUACAAAAACACCGUACGAUCCAAGAUGGAUGCUCGAUGGUAGAAUUUCAUCGAACGACUCUUCAACCUGGGAAAGUGGUUUCUUCGAUCGGGGAUCUUGGCUUGAAAUUAUGAGACCGUGGGCACAAACUGUAGUAACAGGACGUGCAAGACUUGGCGGAAUUCCAUGCGGUGUAAUAGCCGUGGAAACGAGAACUGUAGAAUUACAUCUUCCAGCUGAUCCUGCAAAUCUUGAUUCAGAGGCUAAAACGGUUUCUCAAGCUGGACAGGUAUGGUACCCUGAUAGCGCAUACAAAACUGCUGAGGCAAUUAAAAACUUCGGUAAGGAAGAGCUGCCAUUAUUCAUAUUUGCCAACUGGCGUGGAUUUUCUGGUGGUAUGAAAGAUAUGUACGAACAAAUAUUAAAAUUCGGCGCAUACAUCGUGGAUGGAUUGAGAGAGUACACGAAGCCAGUUUUCAUAUACAUUCCACCAAGUGGAGAGCUCCGAGGAGGAUCUUGGGGUGUGGUAGAUCCCACUAUCAAUCCACGGCAUAUGGAAAUGUUUGCUGAUACCACAAGCAGAGGAGGUGUGCUGGAGGCUGAAGGAAUCGUAGAAAUUAAGUUUAGGAGUAAAGACAUUCUCAAGACGAUGCACAGGGUAGAUUCAAUCAUCAUUAGCCUUAAGGAAAAACUCACAGGCACAAUCUCCAGUGAAGAACGUGCAGAUAUAGAGGCUCAAAUUCGCAACAGAGAAAAGUUCUUGGAGCCGAUGUACCACACAGUAGCUGUCCACUUUGCAGAUCUUCAUGAUACUCCUGAACGUAUGUUAGAAAAAGGAGCUAUUCAGGAAAUCAUUCCAUGGAGGAGUGCACGUCGGCUCCUUUACUGGAGACUCAAACGUAAACUUCUCGAGGAGGAGGUCAAGUGUGAAAUAUUGUCAACGCAAUCAACCUUAGCAGUGAGAGCAAUCGAUGCGAUGUUGAGACGCUGGUUUGUCGAGGACAAAGGAGCCACCGAAUCCUACCUUUGGGAUCAAGAUGAAGCUGCUGCAACUUGGUUGGAAAUUCAAAGAAAUAAUGAAGGCAGUGUUAUGAGGCGCAAUAUCAAUUGCGUAAAACGAGACGCUCUAGUGACCCGAAUCAAGGAAUCGCUCGAAGACUAUCCGGAAGUUAGGCUGGAUGCUGCUCUCGAAAUUGCGCACAGAUUGCAACCUGCAGAACGCGCCGAACUGCUACGGACUUUAUCUCAAUUGGAAGCUUCCGGUCCAGAACAUCACAACGAUUCUAGUUCUUCGUCUUAACUCUGUCCAUAUCACAAAUUUCCUUCGUAUCCCGAUAUACCUGGUGUAUGUAUCUCUAUUAGUGCAUAUUAUUUGUUCAAAUACUUUGUGAUAUAUCUCAUUAUUAAUGUUAACUUUUCAGGAACUUGUAGUACCUUACAAAUUUUACAUUUGUCUAGAAUGAAUAUUCUUAUCAGAAAGGAACGAUUCGAUAGCCCAUCAUCUGUUGACAUUGAUGAUAUUGAUGAAUAAUUUGAUAUCAUUAAUGCCAUCUAGCGAUUACGAUAAUUUGUACAUCUCUAUUAUGUAAUAACAUCAUGCGUGUAACUGAGAAUAUAGAGAGAUUAUAUAUUUAUUUUUAGAAGAAAGUGUAAGAUAUUUAUUAGGCGACCUUGUACAUUUACUAAAGACAAUUCAGAUUCAACCAAAUCUUUUAUUUUCAUUAUUUUGUUUUUCUCAUAUAUUUAUUUAAAAGGAACUCCAAGUAAUCUUCACACAAUGCUAAUUUACUUUGACGUCCUGAUAUAUGUACAAACGCUCCUAGUACUUUCUCAGUAUGCGAUUAUUUCAAUGGUCCGUCUUAAAGGUGUAAUACAAUUUUGUACACAGGA
Molecule: messenger RNA, 8375 nt
Organism: Cephus cinctus (wheat stem sawfly)
Lineage: Eukaryota; Metazoa; Arthropoda; Insecta; Hymenoptera; Cephidae
Gene: ACC
Product: acetyl-CoA carboxylase
Exons: 18
Coding region: 568-7785 (2405 amino acids)
Biological process (GO): fatty acid biosynthetic process
Molecular function (GO): acetyl-CoA carboxylase activity; ATP binding; metal ion binding
Source: RefSeq, a predicted model, not a curated record